Molecule: messenger RNA, 2603 nt
Organism: Trachemys scripta elegans
Lineage: Eukaryota; Metazoa; Chordata; Testudines; Emydidae
Product: GTP cyclohydrolase 1-like
Exons: 6
Coding region: 392-1111 (239 amino acids)
Biological process (GO): tetrahydrobiopterin biosynthetic process; tetrahydrofolate biosynthetic process
Cellular component (GO): cytoplasm
Molecular function (GO): GTP cyclohydrolase I activity; GTP binding; zinc ion binding
Source: RefSeq, a predicted model, not a curated record
UAUCCUCCUGCUUUGCUGCCCCCUCGGCCAGGAAGAGGGGCCAGCAGCGCCCCAGGAAAGCACCCCCAAGCGGGAGGGAAGGAGCAGGGCGGAUAUGUACCAGUUCACGGCUGGGUUACGGUCCUGGGGCCCUGGAAAGCAGGCGCAUUAGGAGCGUGGAGCGUGACGAGCACCCGUGUCCUCUGAUUACUGCCGGCAGGUCAGAUGGGCUCUGCCCGCCGGGCACAGGGGCAGCCGGGGACAAUGGCCGCUCAGAGGAGCCUGCCCAGCUGACAGCCCCGAGGACGUCUCCUGCUGAGCGGGGGAAAUAGCCGUGGAGAGGCAGCGGGGAUAAAUAGAGGCCCGCAGCCCCAGGCACAGCACGGUGUCUCCCCGCGGCUUGCCCCGCAGCAUGGCGUGCCAAGCAGCCGGCGAGGAGCUGCCGCGCCCCCGCGGCGGGGCCAUGCCGCGCCCCUGCUGCAAUGGCUACAGCGAGCUGUUGUCGGCCGAGAUGCGCCGGGCCCUGGUGCAGUAUCGCCCGGAGAAGCGCAGCCGGGAGGAGGCGGCCGAGGGCGGCGAGCUGCCUGCCUUGGAGGACGCCUACCUGAGCAUCCUGGAGGGGCUGGGCGAGAACCCUGCCAGGCAGGGGCUGCUCCAGACGCCCAGGAGGGCUGCCAAAGCCAUGCAGUUUCUCACGAAAGGCUACCAAGAAACCAUCGAGGAUAUACUCAAUGAUGCAAUCUUUGAUGAAGACCAUAAUGAAAUGGUGAUCGUUAAGGAUAUUGAUAUGUUUUCCCUUUGUGAGCACCACUUGGUACCCUUCUUUGGCAAGGUACAUAUUGGAUACUUACCUGUAAAGAAAGUGGUUGGACUAAGCAAGCUUGCAAGAAUUGUUGAAAUCUUUAGUCGAAGACUGCAAGUUCAAGAGCGGCUUACCAGACAGAUCGCUCUGGCAAUUACUGAGGCUCUGAAACCUGCCGGAGUGGCUGUGAUUGUAGAAGCAUCGCACAUGUGCAUGGUUAUGCGAGGGGUUCAGAAAAUGAACAGCAGGACUGUCACCAGCACCAUGCUCGGAGUCUUGCGAGAAGAUCCAAAAACCAGAGAGGAAUUUCUUACACUGAUCAAGAAUUAAAUGGAAACAGCUUCCCACUCACUGUUUGUUGGCUCUAACAGUAAAACCAAUUGCCAGAAACUAAUUACUGUGUGUGAUGCAGGACUGUUUGUAGAGUCUGUGUUUAGAAAUAGCUGUGUGACAGCUUGGUUCUCACUAAUGCCUUGUAAUGUCAUAAAAUAUGUGGGAGAGAAUGAAUGUGCCUAAAUCACAAUUACUGAACUGAAAAGAGAUUAGCUGUUUCCCAAUGCUAACCGUAGAGUGCUAUGGAAAGGUGUUGCUAGAUGGGAGCUAAAACAAGCCACCACCCCCUCAAAAAAAAACAAAAAAACCAAACAAGCCGCCACAGGAAGGUGAAAUUAAGCACAAAAAUCCUGUGGCCUUUAUGACUCAAUCUUCAGCCCCUUUGUGUUCCUGGUAUUAGACAAAGGGGGCAGAAAGCCAGCAAAUCUCCCCAACUGGGGAUUCAUCUGGUGUAAGGGGAUGUCUGGAAGCAUGGAACUGUUGUAAUCUGAUCCUACACCAUCCUCUUCUCUCAUGCACCCUACCCUUGGGGCCAGAAGUAUUGCCAGAUGGGAAGGGGCACAACCACUGUGCUCACCAAUUCCUAUCUGGUGAAUGGCCUUUGGGGGCCAUAGCCAGCUGGGUGUAGCAUGGAGUAGCAGAGAGCCCAAGGCCUGGCUGAUCCCCACAGCCACCAUUAGGGAUAUGAAUGGGAGGCAGACAGUACCCAUGGAUGUGCCACACAAUAGUGUUUCAUUAGAUCUUAGUGACCCAUUAGUGCUGCAUAAUAUCCCAAUACCUCUCACCCACCACAAAGAUCUGUUGUUUAUGGCUAAGUCCCAGUUCAGCUCACUCUAAACCUUGCUUUGAUCCCUUCUGAAGAAAAAGCAGGAGAUGAUAUGGUACUAGGAUUGUUCCUUAAGGUUAUGAUACAAUUUUUGAUACCAUAAUCUGAGUCAAGAAUUGUCUCUGGGAUUGAGUAGUUUUUCAGAUCCCCAUGCACAGAUAAAAGAUCAGCUCUUUUUAAACUGCAGUGUAUGUAUAAUGCUGGAGAGCUGAAUUCUUAUAAAGGCUUGUUAUUAACCCUGCAAUGGAACUGACAUUUGUUUUGAUAGUAAGCCUCAUAGCAUUACUUAAACCAGUCAGAACAAAGAUGUAGCUAUGGAAUUUCCUCCUGGAGAUCAUAAAUAUAGAACACUAGAGGGCCAUUUUCUGCUACCCUUACUGUGCAGUUAGUUCCUUUCAUUUCAAUGGGACCACUCGUGGAGUGAGGCAUUACUACUCAACCUGAGUAGGGUUAGCAGAAUGUGGCCAUAACAGCGUUUUAAAUAAAGGCUUGUUUUCUUUAAAUGCUUUGUCCCCCAUCAGACUGGUGCUCGAUUUUUAAUAUCUACUUUUCAGUGUUGGAAUAAUAUCAUUUUACAGACACUUAAGCAGAUUUUUACCAAAAAAAUCCCAGGUUUUACAGCAAGUAUUUGUUUUCUGAUUUUCACCCUACUUUUGUAUCAUU